CUGUUAUCAUUCAGGGAUGUGUCUGUGGACCUCUCACAGGAGGAAUGGGAAUGUCUAGACUGUGCUCAGAGGGCUUUGUACAUGGAUGUGAUGCUGGAGAAUUACGGCAAUCUACUUUUUGUGGAGAACCAUCGCAUAUGUGGUAAACGUGAGAAACUCUUCCACCAAGGCACAAACUAUUGUAUCCAUGAUCAUGAAAAUAUUCAAGAGAAGACUAAUACAUGUAAUGAGCCUGGCAAAGUGGUUCAUGAAUUCGGCCAAUGUACACCUUAUGAUAUAAGUGAUACUGCUGAAAAUUACAACAAGUGCAUAUUUCAUAGCUACAGAAGUGCCUCUGAUGAAACCUUAAACCUCAACAGACACAAAAUUCGGAAUGCUGGGGAAGAACUUUGCAAAUUUAAAGACAGUGGAAACUGUUUGUAUUUGUGUUCCAUCAUUGGCCAAAAUCAAAGAACACAGUCACGAAACGAAGACUACAAAACUACAGAAUAUGAAACAUCUCUUGAGUCUAAUGCAGAAAUCAAAGUGAAAGAAAUUGAUUGCAGAAAGCAUCCACAUCAAUGCAUGCAAUGUGGAAACCUUUUCAAGACUCACUCAAGCCUUAUGCAUCAGAGAUCCCAUACUAGAGAGAAACCCUGUAAGUGUACAAAAUGUAAUAAAGCAUUCCUGCAUUUUUCACAACUCAAUGUACAUUACAAAAUCCAUUGUAGAGAAAAUCCCUACAAAUGUACAGAAUGUGGUAAGUGCUUUUAUUGUUUAUCAAAGUUUCAAAGACAUUUCAGGAUCCACACAAGACAGAAACCUUAUAAAUAUAAUGAAUGUAACAAAUCCUUAAUCAUGAAAGGCAGUCUUAGAACUCAUCAGAGAAUCCCCAGAGGAGAGAAACCUUACAAAUGUACUGAAUGUGAAAUAAUCUUAUCCACAAAAGGCAUGCUUAGAACUCAUCAGAGAAUCCACACAGGAGAGAAACCUUUCAAAUGUACUGAAUGUGAAAUAUCCUUUUCCACAAAAGGCAGGCUUAGAACUCAUGAGAGAAUCCACACAGGAGAGAAACCUUUCAAAUGUAGUGAAUGUGAUAAAUCAUUUUCCAGGAAAGACCAUCUUAGAAAUCAUCAGAGCAUCCACACAGUAGAGAAACCUUACAAAUGUAGUGAAUGUGAAAAAUUUUUAACCACAAAACGCAGGCUUAGAACUCAUCAGAGAAUCCACACAGGAGAGAAACCUUACAAAUGUAGUCAAUGUGACAAAUCAUUUUCCAGGAAAGACUCUCAUAGAAAUCAUCAAAGAAUCCACACAGUAGAGAAACCUUACCAAUGUAGUGAAUGUGACAAAUCCUUUACCACAAAAGGCAGGCUUAGAACUCAUCAGAGAAUCCACACAGGAGAGAAACCUUACAAAUGUAGUGAAUGUGACCAGUCUUUUUCCAGGAAAGACCAUCUUAGAAAUCAUCAGAGAAUCCACACAAGAGAGAAACUUUACAAAUUCAGUGAAAGUGACAACUAUUCUACCCAGAAAUCCCAUCUUACAGCUCAUCAGAAAGUCCACACAGGAGAGAAACUUUCCAAAUAUAGUGAGUGUUACUGAUCCUUAACCACAAAACGAACUCUUAGAGCUCAUCAGAGAAUCUGCACAGGAGAGAAACUAUCUAAAUGUGGUGAAUGUGACAAGUCUUUAACCACAAAACACAGUCUUAGAAUCCACACAGGAGAGAAACCUUACAAAUGUAGUGAACGUGACAAAUCCUUUUACAGGACAUAGGAACUGAAAAUUCAUUGGAGAAUCCACACAGGAGAGUACCAUUACAAAUUGGGAAUGUAACAAAUCAUUUACCAGAAAAGGCCAUCUUAGAACUCAUCAGAGAAUACAUAUGUUAGAUAAAAUUUAGAAAUGUAGCAAGCUUGCAAAAUACUUUACUGUUACUUCUAAAUCUUAGAAUAUGUUCUGGAAU
Cricetulus griseus (Chinese hamster) is the source of this 1948-nucleotide messenger RNA. The record is from RefSeq and is a predicted model, not a curated record. Lineage: Eukaryota; Metazoa; Chordata; Mammalia; Rodentia; Cricetidae.